Benincasa hispida (wax gourd) is the source of this 1304-nucleotide messenger RNA. RefSeq names its product acidic endochitinase-like. Lineage: Eukaryota; Viridiplantae; Streptophyta; Magnoliopsida; Cucurbitales; Cucurbitaceae. The record is from RefSeq and is a predicted model, not a curated record. Gene Ontology annotation, biological process: carbohydrate metabolic process. Gene Ontology annotation, molecular function: chitinase activity. Gene Ontology annotation, cellular component: extracellular region.
CGAUUGCUGACUCGGCCAAGUAAUUAGAAAACAAAACUGACUUCUCAGUCUCCAGUCUCCACGGCAUUUCCCAAAUUUCAACGGCGUUGGAUAUUAAAUCCAUUGUUAUUAUUAUAUUCAUUAAUUUCUCCAAAAUGGCGAUAUUAGUUUUACUCUGUUUCUCUCUGAUCGCCGUCUCCACCAUCAGCAGCUGCCAUGGCCUGCAGAUCGGAGUUUAUUGGGGACAGGGUCGGAGUGAAGGCAGCCUGAUUGAUGCUUGCGCCACCGGCAAUUACCAAAUCGUCAACAUAGCCCAUCUCAAUUCAUUUGGCACAGGCCAAAAUGGGCCGCUUAAUUUAGUCGGCCACUGCGAUCCAACCACCGGCGACUGUACUAAAUUGAGCAAAGACAUUAAGUCAUGUCAAGCCUUGGGCAUCAAGAUUUUUCUCUCCAUUGGCGGCGGUGCCGGUAGCUACACUCUGAAUUUCACUGACGAUGAUGCCACCGACGACGCCUUAUACUUAUGGAACAAUUUCCUCGGCGGAGAAUCAAGCUCCCGUCCUUUAGGCGACGCCGUAUUGGACGGCAUUGAUUUCGUUGUCGCAUGGGAUCCAUCAUCAAAGCAUAGAGAUAAGCUUGCCAAAGCGUUAAUGAAAUACAAGGAACAGAGUAAAAAUAAAUUUUACUUAUCUGCUGCUCCAGAAUGUCCCUUCCCUGAUGCGGGUCUACAGCCUGCUCUUAACACAGGAGUCUUUGAUUACGUUUGGGUACAAUUUUACAACAAUCCCCCUUGCGAUUAUUCGCACGGCAGUCUAGACAAUUUGCUGCGUAGUUGGAAAAAGUGGACAGAAAUUAAUGCAGGCCAAGUGUUUGUUGACUUGCCAGCAGAUUCAAAAGUGGCAUUUUCGGGAUAUAUUCCUCCUGAUGUGCUCAGAAAUCGAGUGUUACCGGAGCUUAAACGCAAUUCAAAAUUUGGGGGAGUGGUUUUGUGGUCUAGAGAAUAUGAUAAUGGAUAUAGUUCAAUCAUCAACCAAAAAGUAUGUGGAUCGGCCUGGAGUGAUUCUACGAGUGAUAUGGCGAUGUUCCCCAUGGGAAGUAAGUUCGUUGGUGGACAAGGGUUUAAAACUUGUAGAGGAACUUGUGUGCUGUGAAAUCUGUGAUAACAAAUUGGAAGUUAAUUGAUUUAUAAGAAACAACCUUUGAAUUCAAUGAUUUGUUGAAGUAUCAACUGCCACAGAGUAGAAGGCGGUUUCUACUACAACUUUUUUUCGUCCAAAGUUAUAUGAUUGUUUCCUAUAAAUAAAUUAACUUCCAAUUCAAAUUUA